AUGCUUGUCUUCCGCAACCAAACAUCCUACAAUCGAUUCUGGGAUGGGCGGAACGCAAUGAAUACACUGAACACCUGCGUGCGCAAUCUUGUCCGCACAAUCGCAACAAAUAGCUACAACUCAAAGCGGGGACCACCCACCGCCGCAGAGCGUGAGGAUAUCGAGCGUACUAUCCGCAUUCUCAUGGCUAUCCCGUAUGCCGUGAAAAACCAUUUACGCGCUGAAUGGGGCGCUGCUUGGGUCUUUGGUAACUCCGUCGACGAGGUUCUGAACGUGCAUCCAUCCACCCUUUAUAACCCCGAAUAUGCCAACCUGCUACCUGCGGGCCUUGAGGGUCAUGAAGAUGAGGGACUAGGCCUCCCUUUCCAGCUGACCUUUUUCAUUGAUGGGUUUAUUAAGCGGGGCGAAGAGCGUGGGUGGUAUCCUGCGCCAGGUGCUAGUCAGAUGCAGGCUCAGUUGAAUACCUUGACUGAUGCAUAUGGGAGGAUGGAAACGAUCAAGUUGACUCCGAUCCCAGUGGCUCAUUUGAUCCACCAAAAGCAGGUCCUCGCUCUGUUUGGCUGUGUUUUACCAUUUGCUAUGGUCGAUGAGAUGGGAUGGUGGGCCAUCCCCAUUGUCAGCCUUGUUAUCUUCACGCUAUAUGGCAUUGAGGGAAUAGGCUCGCAGUUGGAAGAUCCCUUUGGCUACGACAGAAAUGACAUCAAGAUGGAUGCUAUUGCUGGUGACUCCAAGACUGAAAUCGAUGUUGUUUUGUCUGAGUGGCGCACGCACUCGAAAGCCAUGGAGGCAUUAAGAGCACAGCCCGCUGGCGCAGUUCACGGUGAUCUAUGUUUGACGCCCGGUCAGGCUGAAGCUGGAAACGGAAGCGCGGAUGGGAAGUAUACACCUCCAGACUUGUUCUUGAGGUUGAGGCCAAGUACUGGCAGGUGA
Messenger RNA from Penicillium mononematosum, 930 nucleotides. RefSeq names its product bestrophin family protein. Lineage: Eukaryota; Fungi; Ascomycota; Eurotiomycetes; Eurotiales; Aspergillaceae. The record is from RefSeq and is a predicted model, not a curated record. The transcript is spliced from 2 exons. Gene Ontology annotation, molecular function: chloride channel activity. The coding region runs from base 1 to 930 and encodes 309 amino acids.